AUGGCUAAGGCUGAAGAGUAUGCAAAGAAGCGUGAUGGAGAAUGUCUUGGUAAAACAGGCCAAAUAAAUAAUUUAGAUAUACAUUUUAUCUGGAAUGAACUUAAAUCGUUAUUAGAUGCUGAUUUAUUACAUGGUAAAUUAAAAGAACAAAUAAACUGGAAGGCAAAGGCUUUGAAUACUCAGGCACAUGAGCGUCUUUUUGCGAAAUUAUGUAAAGUAGAUGUUGAAUACUUAGCCUAUAAUGACCCAUUGUGUAUUCGUGAAAAUUUUCAUGCAGACAUUAGUCCACAGCAAUAG
Molecule: messenger RNA, 297 nt
Organism: Entrophospora sp. SA101
Lineage: Eukaryota; Fungi; Glomeromycota; Glomeromycetes; Entrophosporales; Entrophosporaceae
Source: the annotation of a GenBank genome assembly